Molecule: messenger RNA, 3045 nt
Organism: Knipowitschia caucasica
Lineage: Eukaryota; Metazoa; Chordata; Actinopteri; Gobiiformes; Gobiidae
Source: the annotation of a GenBank genome assembly
AUGGCUCACAGGAUGUUCUCUGGUCACACUUUGCUGAACUACAGCCUAAACCAGAGCGAUGAGCAGGUGCGCACGGGCGCAGAGAGGCUCUCUCCCACCGGCUUCAUUGUGCUGUCCGUGGCCCUGGGCUUCAUCAUGACUUUCGGAUUCCUCAACAACUUCAUAGUCCUCGUUUUGUUCUGUAAAUUCAAAAAGCUGCGGACUCCCGUGAACAUGCUCUUGCUCAACAUCAGCGUGAGUGACAUGAUGGUGUGUCUGUUUGGCACCACGCUCAGCUUCGCCUCCAGCAUCAGAGGGCACUGGCUCCUGGGGGCCAGCGGAUGCAGCUGGUAUGGCUUUAUCAACUCCUGCUUCGGCAUAGUGUCUCUGAUCUCGCUCGUCAUCCUGUCCUAUGACCGCUACAGUACCCUCACAGUGUACAACAAACAGGGCCCCAGUUACAGGAGGCCCCUGAUGGCUGUGGGGGGCUCCUGGCUCUACUCAUUGUUUUGGACAGUGCCUCCUCUGCUGGGCUGGAGCAGCUAUGACAUUGAGGGAGCAGGCACCAGCUGUUCUGUGUCCUGGACCAUGAACUCCAGCCAAUCUCACGCAUACAUCAUCUGCCUGUUCAUUUUCUGUCUGGGGCUGCCCAUCCUGGUCAUGGUUUACUGCUACGGCCGCCUGCUGUGCGCUGUCAAACAGCCCCAACCACGUCACUACCACGUCACUACCACGUCACUACCACGUCACUACCACGUCACUACCACAUCACUACCACAGUCACUACACAUCACUACCACGUCACUACGUCACUACACGUCACUACCACAUCACUACCAUGUCACUACCACGUCACUACCACUCACUACCAGUCACUACCACGUCACUACCAUCACAUCAUCACUACCACGUCACUACCACGUCACUACCACCAUCACUCACUACCACGUCACUACCACAUCACUACCACGUCACUACCACGUCACUACCCAUCGUCACUACCACGUCACUACCACGUCACUACCCACGUCACUACCGCGUCACUACCGCGUCACUACCACGUCACUACCACGUCACUACCACGUCACUACCACGUCACUACCACGUCACUACCACAUCACUACCACGUCACUACCACUCACUACCCACGUCACUACCACAUGUCACUACCACGUCACUACCACGUCACUACCACAUCACUACCACAUCAUCACUACCACGUCACUACCACAUCACUACCACGUCACUACCACAUCACUACCACACACUACCACGUCACUACCACAUCACUACCAUGUCACUACCACUCACUACCACAUCAUCACUACCACGUCACUACCACAUCAUCACUACCAUGUCACUACCACGUCACUACCACAUCACUACCACAUCAUCACUACCACGUCACUACCACAUCACUACCAUGUGUCACUACCACGUCACUACCACGUCACUACCACAUCACUACCAUGUCACUACCACGUCACUACACAUCAUCAUCACUACCACGUCACUACCACAUCAUCACUACCACGCCACUACCACGUCACAUACCACAUCAUCACUACCACGUCACUACCACAUCACUACCACGUCACUACCACGUCACUACCACGUCACUACCGCGUCACUACCGCGUCACUACCGCGUCACUACCGCAUCACUACCACGUCACUACCACGUCACUACCACGUCACUACCACGUCACUACCACGUCACUACCACGUCACUACCACAUCACUACCACAUCACUACCACGUCACUACCACAUCAUCACUACCACGUCACUACCACGUCACUACCACAUCACUACCACAUCAUCACUACCACGUCACUACCACGUCACUACCGCGUCACUACCGCGUCACUACGCGUCACUACCGCGUCACUACCGCGUCACUACCACGUCACUACCACGUCACUACCACGUCACUACCACGUCACUACCGCGUCACUACCCGUCACUACCGCGUCACUACCGCGUCACUACCACGUCACUACCACGUCACUACCACGUCACUACCACGUCACUACCACGUCACUACCACGUCACUACCACAUCACUACCACGUCACUACCACGUCACUACCACGUCACUACCACAUCACUACCACAUCACUACCACAUCACUACCACGUCACUACCACGUCACUACCACAUCACUACCAUGUCACUACCACGUCACUACCACAUCAUAACUACCACGUCACUACCACAUCAUCACUACCACGUCACUACCACAUCACUACCACAUCACUACCACAUCACUACCACGUCACUACCACGUCACUACCACAUCACUACCACAUCACUACCACGUCACUACCAUGUCACUACCACGUCACUACCACAUCAUCACUACCACGUCACUACCACAUCAUCACUACCACGUCACUACCACGUCACUACCACAUCACUACCACAUCAUCACUACCACGUCACUACCACAUCACUACCACGUCACUACCACGUCACUACCACGUCACUACCACGUCACUACCGCGUCACUACCGCAUCACUACCACGUCACUACCACGUCACUACCACAUCACUACCACGUCACUACCACGUCACUACCACGUCACUACCACGUCACUACCACAUCACUACCACGUCACUACCGCGUCACUACCACAUCAUCACUACCAUGUCACUACCACGUCACUACCACAUCACUACCACAUCAUCACUACCACGUCACUACCACGUCACUACCGCGUCACUACCGCGUCACUACCACGUCACUACCACGUCACUACCGCGUCACUACCGCGUCACUACCGCGUCACUACCGCGUCACUACCGCGUCACUACCGCGUCACUACCACGUCACUACCACGUCACUACCACGUCACUACCACGUCAAUACCACGUCACUACCACAUCACUACCACGUCACUACCACGUCACUACCACGUCACUACCACGUCACUACCACGUCACUACCACGUCACUACCACAUCACUACCACGUCACUACCACGUCACUACCACAUCACUACCACGUCACUACCACGUCACUACCACAUCACUACCAUGUCACUACCACGUCACUACCACAUCAUAA